Messenger RNA from Oppia nitens, 5399 nucleotides. RefSeq lists its product as uncharacterized. The transcript is spliced from 10 exons. NCBI's taxonomy places the organism in Eukaryota, Metazoa, Arthropoda, Arachnida, Sarcoptiformes, Oppiidae. Gene Ontology annotation, biological process: protein secretion; endoplasmic reticulum to Golgi vesicle-mediated transport; vesicle cargo loading. Gene Ontology annotation, cellular component: endoplasmic reticulum exit site; endoplasmic reticulum membrane. The record is from RefSeq and is a predicted model, not a curated record. The coding region runs from base 18 to 5399 and encodes 1793 amino acids.
UAUGAUUAAUUAAAACGAUGAGAUAUUUACGGAAAUUAUCCCAAAAAUGUGAUUAUAAUUGUUGUGUCAAAUGUUUACUACUAUUUCUGGCAUUGAUUGCAAAUACGGUGACCACAAGUGAUGGACAAAUUGUGUCCAAAAUCAAACUGUGUGCCGACCAGGACUGCAAAGAGCCCAUAUCAAUGGGAAGGACAACCUUGAAGUAUCCAAAAGGCUCUAAGAAUAUGCUAUCAUUUGGUCCCAACCAAUUGGUCACAAUUUACGGCAUAACUGUAGACAAAAAACAUUUGGAUGUCGAAAUUGAUAGCAAACGAGGAUUUGUUCCGAGUUUUAUGAUUAAAGUGGAGAAAGACUUGAUUAAAGACCCGAAGAUUGAGGUCAUUGUUAAUUUGAAUCUAAACGACAGUAAAGAUAAUGUUAUCGAUAAUACAAGUGUUGACCAAAAGUUGUCUGAUGUGAAUAGUAAUAGUGAUAGUAGUAAUGAUAAUCAAAGUGAUAGUGUAUUGGCCGCCGUCCCGAAAGACCCGACAAAACUUGAGUCGUCGAUCAGCAAUACUCUAUACGAAUCACAUACAACACCUCCUAAUGAGGAAUCGACAGUAAUCGAUGGCACCACCUUUAAAAUGGAUGGCAUGCAAGGCGUUAAUAUUGAGCCGACCACUUCUGUCGAGUCAGAUAUGGCAACGGCCACCAAAACUAUUACCAUUAAAACGGAUACUAAUGUACCUGAAGUUCAUCCAACUGGAACACCAAUGUCUAUAAUUAUUGACAAUCAGUCUGUGGACAACUCGUCAACAGUUGUGACUACUGGACUAAAUGAUGAUAUAAAGCCACCAGUGGUAGCCACUCCUUCAGAACCAUUGAAGGAAACAAAUGAUAAAAAUGAUAACAUUAUUGUCGAUAAUCAACAGACAAACGAUAUUAAUGAUACAAAUGAUAGUAAAAAAGAUGAACCAAAUGAAACAUCGGAACCUUCAACUGAUAAUAAUGAAAAUAGUUUCGUUCAAACAGAUAGUGUUGAGUCCAUGACUAACACUACAACAACUAAUGAUGCUAUAAAUACAACAAUAGAUAAUAUUAAUGAUAACAAUCAAACAAUUGAUAGCCCAGUCAAUAGCACUAGUGAUAUAAAUGGAGAUACGAUCUCAUCUGAACCAGAAAUUAAAUCAGAAAUAGUGAAUGCAAUCAAUACAAGUAGUGGUAAUGUUGUUACCAUUGAUGAACAGUCUGAUGAUGAGACAAGUAAUAUUAACAAUUUAAAUUAUACUCAAAUUGAAGAUCAAAAUAACAUACCAGUUUCUUCAAAUGGUGAUAAUAAUAAUAAAACUAACGAAAAAACUGAUGAUAAUGAACAAGUGCUUAACAAUACCAUCGAUGAUGAUAAUGAACAAGUGCUUAACAAUACCAUCGAUGAUGAUAAUGAACAAGUGCUUAACAAUACCAUCGAUAAUGUUAAUAAUCAAACAGUUAGUGACAAAGUUACUGUUGUCGACAGUCAAUCAGUGGAUAUCCCAUUAGCUGAUAACACGAGUCAACUAAAUUUAGAUCCAUUGGAUACCUCAUCUUAUGAUUAUAAUAAUAUUUCUAGUGAUGUAAAUAUAAAUGCAUUGGACACAUCAACUUUUAACAUCACUAAUAAUGAAAAUACAAAUUCCGUAAAUACUUCAUUUGUUAAUAAUGCUAGUGAUGUAAAUGUAAAUCCAUUGGAGACUUUAACUAUUAAUAACACUAAUAAUGUAACUAAAGAUUCCGCGAAUACAUCAUCUUUUAAUAUUGCUAGUGAUGUAAAUGAAAAUUCAGUGGAUAAGCCAUCGAUUGUUUCUGAAACUGUUGCACCAGCUGUUGAUGAAAAUGAAGUUUUAAAGUCAUCAAUUUUAUCACAAUCUCCUUCACAACCAUUGAUUGAAGUCAGUGAUGAUAGUUCUGUGAAUAGUAGUGAACAAACUGUUAAUACUGAUGAAAUCAAAGACAAAAAUAAUAAUAAAGAAAGUAAUAACAAAAAUAAUAUAAUAGAUUCAUCAAAAAGUGAUAAUACAGAUACUUUAAGGGAUAAUAUCAAUGUUAACGUUGAUGAAAGUACUGGUAAAGUUGAUGACGUGUAUAACCCCAUUGUAAACGACAUUAACGUUGACGAUAACAUUAAAGUAAUUGACGAAAACAACAAUAGUAUUAAUAACACAAUUGUUGGCAACACUGAAGACACUAUUGUUUUAAAAGCUGACGAUAUUAUUAAACCAACCGAUGCUUUGCCAAUGUCUACAAACAUGAUGUCUGAAAUUAUUAGUGGACUCAUUCCCGACGAAAUUGAACUAUUUCUCUAUGAUUUAGGCAUUUCGGUUAACGCAGCGAUCAUUACAUUUAUUAUUGCAUUUAAUUGGUGUUUAAUGAGAAUAUUUAUCUCUGUUUUCACUUCUUCGCGAAAAGAGUCCGAAUUAAGAGAGAUAUGUACAAAAUCUCAGCGAAAAGUCUACUAUUUUGAAGCCGAAAAAGAGAAAUUGCAGACAGAAAUUGACAGAGAGCGUGAAAAUGCCCGUAUUGUUGAGGAAAAACUACAAAUUGCUGAAUACAAAGUGAUACCAUUGGAGAAUGAAUACGAAAAAUAUAAGAGUGAAUGCCAACUAUUGCAGCAAAAGAUAAAAGAGUUGGAAACAGAAGUAGAGAAGAAUGCAGAAUCGGAAGUGGAGGCCAACCGAUUGCUUAACGAGUUAGUCAGCUCACAGAAAGACAACACUAGUCUGAGCUCAACUGUGGAAGAUCUUGAACAGCAAAUUGCUAAACAAACAGAAUUGGUGACUAAAUAUGAGGACAAUGCCAAACAACAACAAAAAGAUAAUAUUGAGUUUAAAGAAAAAAUCGAGAAAAUGACCGAAGAAUUAGAAAGCCUUAAGAAUGUACACAAAGAGACAGAAAAAGACUUAGAAGUGGCUCUCAGUGAUAAUGAAGAGCUUAAGAUAUCGAAACAUGAACUCGACUCGAGUUAUAAUGAAUUACAACAACAAUAUUCUAGUCUUAAAAACAAAGUCGACGCUUAUAUUGAACAAAAUGAUUCACUUUUGGAUGACUUAAUGAAGUUAACUAAAGAAUUGGAAACACUUCAAGAAGAGAGAUCCAACAAAGAGCUCGAAAUCGAAUCGUUGAAAGAGAUUUUGGCAAAUCUUAAUAAACAAAGACAUAGUUUUAAUGAGAGUCACGGAGAAAAUGGAAUCGACGACCAUUUAGACGGCGAAGUUAACUAUAAUUCAUUGACAGAUAUCUAUGAUAUCGUUGAAAUGGAUCUUAAAGUAAAAAAUUUAACAAACGAUAGAAAUGAUCUUAAGAAUAGGUUCGACGAAGUGUCACAAAAGUAUGAACAGUUGGCCGAGAAAUUGGUGUCAAUUGAAGAGCAAAAUGAAACACUUUUGACUGAAAAAGAAAUUGCAUUUCAAGACAGACUUAAAGCCCAGACUGAACUGGAAGUACUUACGAAAUACUAUAAGGAAAAGGAGUUAGAAAUGGGUAAAGAAAUCGGUGUUCAACACAUCAAAAGACAACAAAAAGAAGAAGAUGUUAAUACAAUGAGUUCUCAAUUGACUGUUUUUGAAGAUGAAAAUGUUUCGCUGAGGAAUCAGUUACAGUCAAUGAAAAAAGAGAUCGAAGAUACUGAACGUAAAUAUAGGACACAAAUUACUCAAUUAGAAAAACAAGUCCACGAAAACUGGAUCCUCGCCCGCACUGCUCAGCGAUCACUUGAUGAGUCUAAGGCUGAGGCAGCUGUUCUCAGGCAAACUCUGACGAUGUCUGUUAAGUCACCGGUGGAUGGUUUUGGUAAUGAUUCUUCAUUUUUGGAUGAUUCGGCCAGUUCUGUGUCUUCAUUACACGAGUUUGGUUCAGUGAUGCCGCCGCCACCUCCACCACCGCCUCCCCAUCUAUUUAAUCCAAUGUUACCACCGGUGCCUCUAACUUAUGGAGAAGAUUCUUUAGAUUCAAUGAAUUAUUGGAGUCACAAUCAAAUGAUACCACCUGUUCCACCCCCAGUGUCUCAAUACCAAACAGUACCCAACAAUUAUAAUACUACACAAAACGGCAUACCUAUGACCAGUAAUGCAAACAUAUCGUAUCCGUCAUAUAAUUCUACGUCUCAGUCAAUGACUUACGUGCCUUCCGUACAGCAGUCGUGGGAUCCAAAUACCACUCGUGACAGCAACUAUUCGCCCUCAUCUCGUCGGUCAAACGCAUCGCCUCAUUCACAGUACAGUUCCCUAUCAUAUUCACAGGCAAACAAUCACUACUCGAGUCCAAUGUCUGCUAACCAAACUUUGAACCAAAUGUCAAGUCCGAUACAUAACUCAAUGAAUGAAUCAUAUUAUCAAUCAAAUCUAGCAAUGGAUCCAAAUAUGACUGAUCCGAAUCUUAAUACUAAUCAACAACAAAAUUCAACGGGAAAUUACUAUCAGACAAAUACAGCAAAUAUCAACAAUCCAACAACAAUGGACACCAAUGUUAACUUAGUUCAACAACAAUCAGUGCAAUCAACAAAUGUAUUGUCAAAUCCCGUACCAUCACAUUGGGUACAACAACAACAACAACAACAAUCAAACGGCAAUAUAACGAACUUACACUAUAAUGAGUACAAUAAUAUUAGUAAUAAUAAUAAUAAUAAUAAUAAUAAUAAUUACAAUAAUAAUGAAUCUGAAGCCUCAAAGAGAAUGACAGCCAAUACAUCUCUUCACACUUAUAUGAUAAAUCCGUUAACCAAAUUGUUAACUAAUAAUGUAAUUACAAAAAAUCCAAUCAUACCAUUAACACAGUUACUAUUGACGGCAAAACUUAUGAAAGACUACUCAAAAUCGGACAGUUAUGGUGAACCAGAAAACAAAUAUAUGGUAUUUCUCGGAAAAGGUGAUAUCAAUUUGCAAAAUCAUCAUUUUAAUUUGGAGAAUAUGACGGAACCGAUAGAAGAUGAAGAAGUGACCACAACUGAAGUGUCGACAGAUUUGGCAAAAAAUAAACAAUUAUUAAAAUUUGUGGCCAGAAAUGGUUAUGACGUUUGGAAACGAUUACAAAUAUCGCCACCAAAUGAUGAUUAUAUUUAUGUCAAUACUAAUAAACAUAACAUAAUAAAAACGAUUGAAUCUCAGAUCAAUGUCACCAAAACAGAUGCCAAUAGUGUCAACAAAUUUCCAUCAAAAAUAAAGUCCAAAAAACAUAAGAAUGCCAUUAAAUAUGACAAAAAUUUGGUUAAGAAUCUGAAAAUGUUAUAUAAACCGGAUCAGCAAAUGAUUAAAACAAAUGAUGGUUAUAUCAGACAUGAAGUGAAAGUACCGAAAUAUGUUAAAGAUAUCAUCACAAGUGAGACCAAAUCGUCGACUAAAUCGUUACAUAAGUCAUCAAAAAUACCCCAAAAAAUAGAUAUACAGUAG